Molecule: messenger RNA, 459 nt
Organism: Microthlaspi erraticum
Lineage: Eukaryota; Viridiplantae; Streptophyta; Magnoliopsida; Brassicales; Brassicaceae
Source: the annotation of a GenBank genome assembly
AUGAAAUGGUAUGUACAAGGGUUGGUGUUUGAUACCUCAGUGCCCCCCAAAGAACUGGGAGGCAAGGUCGUGGUCUGGAGAGGGCAGACGGCCGUCAGGGACGCUCCACUCGACGGGUUCCGUCGCUCGAUCGAGCUUGCUCUUGGCUCGAUCGAGUUGUCCUCGAGUUGGUCAUUUGGAGCCAAUUGGAACAUUGCCUAUCACUGGAGACUAGUUGAGGAAGGAAAGACUCUGUCUGCCCCAUUGCCUCUGACUUCUUCUUGGAAGUUGUGGAUAAUUGAGUUAGCUUUCGUCUGGAGGUGGUUUCAUGUCAUUCGGACCAGCGGUUCAGAAGAUACGACGAUAUUGGUUGGACUCGACCCACCAGCUCGACCGGCCAGUUUCCAACUCGAUCGAGCUGCUUUUCCAGGAGUCAAAGUCAAACCCGAAAAAUGUUGCUUCCCUUUGACUCCCCUUUGA